AGGAGCAAAGACCCACCACCAUCACCCAGCUUUGCCUUCUCCUCAUUCCUCGUCUUGGAUCUCUCAUCAUCCCUCUCUUCAAUAAAGAAAAAGGAAAAAAAAACAAAAAAAAAAGCUCUCUCAAAGUUUUAAAAGCUUCUCUCUCUCUCUCAUCCAUGAACAAGAGAGCUUCCACUGCAGCAAUUCUCUCCUGUUUUCUUGCUCUGCUUUUCAUGGCACUCCUCACUUUCGUUCCAAACUCCUCAAAGCCCAAAAAACAAACCUCCAAGCCAAAGCGAAAGCAUCAUAAGAAUCGACCAUCCUCAUGGGACCAAAUCAAGAACUUGCUGAGCUGCAAGCAGAUGGAACAAUCAAAAGUUCACGACCCAUCAAAGACCUCUGCUGGGUAUGCGAAGUUGGGGUCUUGUAGUUCGAUAUGUAGCUUCAGGGACGUGGUUCAUGGCAACACAAGCAGGGUGGUUCACAGAGCCGAUAACUCGCCUGAAAGUAGCUCGCUGGGUCAGGAAACCAGGCUGCUCAGUCGCAAAGCUGUUAAUGGCUCGACUUCCAAUCGGUCUUUGUCGAGCUCUGCAAGAUCCAACGCUAGCGGUGUGACUCACACUUCUUCUUCUUCCAAAGGCAUGCAGCUGAGGAAGCUUUCUGGGUGCUAUGAAUGUCGCACCAUCGUUGACCCCAGCAGGUACACAUCUCCGAGGGCUACACUAUGUGCUUGCUCAGAGUGUGGAGAGGUCUUCCCCACCAUGGAAAGCUUAGAGAUUCAUCAAGCAGUUAGGCAUGCUGUGUCGGAGCUAGGUCCGGAAGAUUCGGGUCGGAACAUAGUGGAAAUAAUAUUCAAGUCAAGUUGGCUCAAGAAAGACAACCCAGUCUGCAAGAUCGAACGGAUAUUAAAAGUCCACAACACCCGACGCACCAUCCAACGGUUUGAAGACUGUCGAGAUGCGGUGAAGAUCCGUGUGAACGCCAACACCAAGAAAAACCCCAGGUGCGCCGCCGAUGGAAACGAGCUGCUACGCUUCCACUCCACGACUCUGUCGUGCACUCUCGGCGCGCGCGGCUCAUCGAGCCUGUGCGGCUUAACGCCAGGUUGCGGAGUGUGUACGGUUAUCAAGCAUGGAUUCUCAGGAAAAGCAUCAGACGGUAAAGGGGUACGCACAACGGCAAGUAGUGGUAGGGCCCACGAUUGCAUCAACGGUGGGGAUGGUCGCAGGGCAAUGCUGGUGUGCCGUGUGAUUGCGGGAAGGGUGAGGCGUAUGGCGGAUGAUGGGGCGGAGGAGGAGGAAAGUGUAUCGGCUGGCUCGUAUGAUUCUGUAGCCGGUUACGCUGGGAUUUACUCAAAUCUCGAGGAGCUAUAUGUUUUUAAUCCGAGGGCUAUCCUUCCAUGUUUCGUAGUGAUCUACAAAGCUCUCCAAUGUAGUGGUUGAAUCCGAAGCAUCUCUUUUUGUAACUUUGUUUUUGUAUGGAAUUAGCUAAACCAAGCUGGCCCAUAUAUCACUGUCUUGUAUAUAUUAAUCUUGUUUUUAUAUGUUGUCACAUGGUUACAUAGUUUUCAUUUGGUGGUCUAGCUCAACUGCUCUAAGUGCAGUCCUUUUGUCUUUUUUUUUAAAAAAAAAAUAUUAAAUUAAAUUGGUGGUGACUAA
Molecule: messenger RNA, 1637 nt
Organism: Camellia sinensis
Lineage: Eukaryota; Viridiplantae; Streptophyta; Magnoliopsida; Ericales; Theaceae
Source: RefSeq, a predicted model, not a curated record